Panicum hallii is the source of this 3257-nucleotide messenger RNA. Its product is annotated as nitrate regulatory gene2 protein. The record is from RefSeq and is a predicted model, not a curated record. Lineage: Eukaryota; Viridiplantae; Streptophyta; Magnoliopsida; Poales; Poaceae. The coding region runs from base 397 to 2955 and encodes 852 amino acids. The transcript is spliced from 6 exons.
CCCACACGCACACACGCAUCCGCUCCAUCCUUCCGCUAGUGUUGCUCGCAGCAGUCGGCGCCCCGCACCCUGCCCACCGUCUUCGAACCUUCUCCUCUCUAGUCUCUCUCUCGCUACUGACUCUCCUCUCCCGUCCCGUCCUCGCCACCCCACCCCGACGAGAGACGGCCACCGGGCCAGCAGCGAUCUUCUUCGUCUUCUUCUUCUUCUUCCCCGCGCCCAGCCUCGGGAGCCCGGCGCCGAGACCUACCCGCGAGUGCAGGCACAAAGUUAUACUGCCUGGGUGAUCUCCCCUGCGGACCAGCUUCCCUCAACACUAGCAUAGAUCUACAGUGCAUGGCCGAGGCUUUCAUUGACCUGUAGUUUUUGUUAGUCAUUGAGGGUGGUGCACUGACAAUGGGCUCGCGAUCAAAGAGCGAAGAUGACAAGGCUCUUGUCUUGUGUCAGGAAAGAAAACGAUUUGUCAGAGAAGCUCUUGAUGGAAGAUGUGCUUUUGCAGCUGCUCAUUUUGCUUAUAUUCAGUCACUUAGGCACACAGGAUUUGCUCUGAGAAAAUUCAUGGAGCCUGAAGUGCCAACGGAUUCGUCCCUGUUCACAUCAACAUCUGCCACUCCAGAGCUUCCUACCAUGAGGCAGAAAUCGAUGAACCUUUCCCCAUCCCUUUCACAUCAUGCUAGUGACUCUUUCUCCCCAGUUCCAUCACCUUUAUCUUCAGGACGUUUCCAUGUCAACCAUAUGAAAGCUGGGGGGAGCUCAGUGACAACUGUCAAGGAGAAGUUGCUUGAACCUGUAAGAGCCACUCUGCAAACAUCAUCCCCUGUGCGUAGACAAGCUAUCCAUGAUCUGGAUGAUAGUUCCACAUUUGAAGCUCGGCCCGGUACACCACCAUGGGACUACUUUGGCCUUUUUCAACCUGUUGAGAGCCAGAUCUCAUUUCAUGAUGAGAAGGAACUUGUUCAUGAAUAUGAAAAUUCUGAUGAUAUCAGGCGUCUUCGUGAGAAGGAGGGAAUCCCAGAGCUUGAAGAGGAAGUGGAGAAGUCUCCUGAUCAUUCUGAUUUUAUAACGAGGCGCCUAGGAGAGGAUAAAGCUCCAGAUCUCAAAGAUGUUGAGAAGUCUCCUAUGAAUGGUGGAGAGGAUGAUCUUGCAUUGUCAGAAGAUGAUUUUGACAAUCCAACGUCUGAAUCUUUAGUACGUGUGUUCAAGAAUCGCAAUGACACACCUGCUGGAUAUACUGCAACAGGUCAGUCACCUGUACAGCAUGCUACAGAUGAGUUAAGUUCAGAAACGAUUGGUUCUCAGACCGCAGGACCAAAAGAUGGCAUGGCAGUUGAUUCUCAGGCUGAGAGACCAAGAGAUGGCAUAAGAGUUGAUUCUCAGACUGAAAGACCAAAAGAUAACAUGAGAGUUGAUUCUCAGACUGAAAUGUCAGAAGAUGGCACGAGAGUUGAUUCUCAAACUGAAAGACCAAAAGAUGACACUGGAGUUGAUUCUCAGACUGUAAGACCAAAAGAUGACACGAGGGUACUGGACAUUAGCAUGUAUGAAAGUGACGAAACUCCUGUGGCAAGCCCUGUGAAAGAAGUUUCAUCUUCAACUGCUGCUCUUCCUAUGAAUGGGAAAUCAAAGGAAACUUUUCGUGAUGUGAGGAAUGUGGUGAGGGAUUUAAACUCAUGCAUGAAGGAGAUUGAGAUCUUAUUUAUCAAGGCAUCUGAUUCUGGAAAAGAAGUUCCGAGGAUGCUUGAAGCAGAUAAAGUCAAUUUCCGCCCUUUACUACCAGAAGAAAAAGCACCUGGAUCAACGGCAUCCGGUUUUUUUGCAAAUUUAUUUGCUUGUUGCAGAGAGGAAGUCCCUGUUCCUCAACCUCCUCCUCAGGCUGACGUGAAGUACCUUACCUGGCAUAGAUCAAUGUCUUCACUUUCUUCUUCAUCUAGAAAUCCUCUUGGGACAACAACAAAAGAUGACACUGAUGGUCUCACUGGAAAUAUCUUUAGUGGCGUAUACAUGAAUGCUGGCAGUCAUGCAUCCACACUGGACAGGUUGUAUGCAUGGGAGAGAAAGCUUUAUGACGAAGUUAAGGCGAGCAGUGCAAUUUGCAGGCAAUAUGAUGAGAAAUGUAGGCAACUAAGACACCAGGAAUCAAGAGGAGAAAGCCAAAUGAGUAUUGACAAAACCCGUGCUGUUGUGAAGGAUUUGCACUCCAGAAUUUUAGUGGCCAUUCAGCGAAUAGACAUGAUUUCGAAGAACAUAGAGGAUAUAAGGGACAAAGAGCUUCAACCACAGCUAGAGGAAUUGAUUGGAAGCUUAACUCGCAUGUGGGCAACAAUGCUUGAGUGUCACCGGCAUCAACACGAGAUUAUUAAGCUAGUAUGCAACAGUGGCAGCAUGAAGGUCUCAAUUCGGUCAGAAUCACAGUUACAAGCCAGUCUGCUCCUCCAGGUUGAGCUAAGCACAUUAUGUUCGAACUUCCAGAAAUGGAUAUCAUCCCACAGAGCAUAUUUGAAUAGCCUAAAUUCAUGGCUACUCAAGUGUGUGAAGUCACUACAGAGGAGAAGGAAGAGUUCCAGGAAAAAGAAGGUUGAAGCUGAUCCAAUAACAAAGUAUGCUGUUGCGCCCAUAUUUAAAACUUGCGAGAGCUGGAUAGACUUAUUGGAUGACUUACCAACCAAGGACUUGGAGGAUGCCAUUAAAGGCCUUGCUGCAGUUAUACACCGCUCGAUGCCACACCAAGAGAAGCGACGUGGUAGUUCAAAGCUGACUUUCUCAUUAUCCCAUAGUGGAAGGUUAAAUGGCGAUAUGGGGGAAGUCCAGAGGAGUGACACGCCUACAGAUUUACAAUCAAGUUUGGAGAUAUUCCUAGGGAAGCUUGAAACCUUUUCGGAGGUUUCGUUGCAGGAGUAUAUGGUUCUCAAAGGGAAAAUUGAUGAUGCAAAGACGAAUUAUGAGAAGUGGAAGUAGUUUUGGUGCAGUCAGACUAGUGGCUCUAAUUUCUGGAAUGGAACAUAACCAGUCAUUUAUAGAUGGAUAAUUAAAUCAUCCGGGUGUAUAUGUCUGUUGAAAUAAUAGGGAUAAAUUACUUUUACCAUUUUUUAAGUUUCAAGUUAAGCCUAGGAAAGAAUUGUAGAUUACUGCCUGGUGCUAUGCCGCCUUAAGUCUGCGGUUGUAAAUGUGAGGUGGUGGUAAUUAAAUUCAAAGAUGUGGGGAUAUAAAGAUGUACAUUCCUGUGGUUAUAUCAGUAUAUGAGGGAUCCAUUUUCUUCA